CGCCCCUCCACGCCAGGUUGAUCGGCUCCGGCUCGCCGCCCGCCGCCUUACCGCUAGCAGAGCCUUCGCCCGCCGCGUCUGCCGCCUCACCGGCCGCGGCCGGGCCAUGGUGCCGGCGCCCGGGGGAACCCUGCUCGCCGCCUUCCUCGCCGCAGCGCUGGCCGCCGCGGGCAGCUCAAGAGCUCGUGGGCAGCUGGUGACUGUGAGCCAGCCAGGAGUGUGUCGCUAUGGUUCUAGGCUGGAUUGCUGUUAUGGCUGGAAAAAGAACAACAAGGGCCACUGUGAAGCUAUCUGUGGACAUGGCUGCAAGUAUGGCGAAUGCAUGGGACCAAACAAAUGCAAAUGUUUCCCUGGAUUUACAGGAAAAACCUGUAAUCAAGAUCUGAAUGAAUGUGGACUGAAACCACGUCCCUGUGAACACAGAUGCAUGAAUACACAUGGCAGCUACAAGUGCUAUUGUCUGAACGGGUACAUGCUCAUGCCAGAUGGCACAUGUGCAAGCUCUAGGACCUGUGCCAUUGCGAAUUGCCAGUAUGGUUGUGAGGAAGUCAAAGAGGAGGUACACUGUCUUUGUCCAUCAGCUGGCCUCCGUUUGGGACCAAGUGGGAGGACAUGCAUUGAUAUUGAUGAAUGCUCCACUGGCAGAGCUGUCUGCUCUUUCAAUCGCAGAUGUGUCAACACAUUUGGAAGCUACUACUGCAAGUGCCAGCUUGGUUAUGAACUGAAAUACAUCAGUGGCCAUUAUGACUGUGUAGAUGAAAAUGAAUGUGUGACAACUACACACAGGUGUAACCUCCAUGCAGAGUGCCUCAACACAGAGGGAUCCUUCAAAUGCAAAUGUAAUCAGGGCUACCAAGGAAAUGGAUUUGACUGUGCUGCUAUUCCUGAAAAAUCAGUGAAGGAAAUUCCAAGAAUCCCUGGAAGAGCUAAGGACACAAUAAAGAAACUUCUUGCACAUAAAAACAGCGUGGCAAAGCAUAAAGCAAUCAAGAAUGUGAUCCCAGAAGCAGCCAUGACGCCAGCUUCUAAAACCCACUUGCAGUCACUGGACUAUGAAGGCGGUUUUGAUCUUGGUGGGAGUUACAUUGUGGGAGAAAAAAGAACUGAAGUCACCAUAGAAGAGGAAGUCGAUGAGACAGAUGAGGAGGAGAAGGAAGAUUAUGAGAAUCAGAUUGACUAUGAGCAAAGCCUUAGAGGAGAUGUCUUCUUUCCUCAGGGUAAAGAAGCAGCUGCCUUUGGCCCUCUCCUGGCACAAAGAAAAGUUGCGAUGACAAGACAAGAGCAUGAAGUUGACUGCAGUUUCAGUCGAGGAGUCUGCGACUGGAAACAAGAUACUAAUGAUGACUUUGACUGGAAUCCUGCUGAUCGAGACAGAGGUGAUGGAUACUACAUGGCUGUUCCAGCCUUUGUGGGUCACAAGAAGGAUAUAGGCCGCUUAAAACUUCUCCUGACCGACCUCAAACCAACGAGCACCUACUGCUUGAUUUUCAGUUAUCGGCUCGCUGGCGAAAGAGUGGGAAAACUUCGAGUGUUCAUGGCCAACCAAAGAACUGCUCCUGUCUGGGAGCAGGACAAGGGAAAAGAUGAAAGGUGGAGAACUGGAAAAGUGGAAAUAUGGCAGGGUACUGAAACAACUAACAGUAUCACCUUUGAAUCAGAACGUGGGAAGGGCAAAACUGGAGAAAUUGGAGUGGACAAUGUUCUAUUAGUUCCUGGUCUAUGCCCAGAAGACACCUGAGAAUGGAUAUUUUGAGUAUUCUGGAUUUAGCCCUAUUUUCAACUCUUGCCUUGCUAGUAGUGUAUUUUUAAUCUUUUCAUUAUAAAAAAAAGGAAAACGUAAAUUUAAAACCUGUACCUUGAACUUAGUGCAGCAAUGCAAACGGCAACUGACAGGUGCAAGAUGCAGAGCACACUCUUUAUGAAUUAGAUCUGAUACGUGCUUUGAAUAUAGCACUACUAUAUUUUAACACUCAAGGUUGGGGCUUCUGAGGCAUUAAAAUAUGUGUCUAGCUUUUUUACAAAUUCUGUAUGCUUUCAUUCCUUAAAGUUCUUUUCAAGGCUGUUCUUAAGUUGUCUGUUGCAUUUCUACUUCACAAGAACACAAAGCAGUGUUGAAGAGGAUGCUACUACUUCUGGUGAUGUGAUUUUAACUUCUUACUUAAUAUGUAGAUAGUAAAUUUAUUAAAAAACAAUUAGAAGAAUGAGGAGGUUUUUUUCCUGUCUUCAUGGAGCUAAAUUUUAAGUGGAGUCACAUCUUUGAGGAAUAUUUUAAUUGCUGAUACAAUAUGCAAAAUAUCCUCUUUGUCAUCAGUGUCUUUAAGUCACACAAAUCACUGUUUAGGAUUGAUCCGCUUUUUUUUCAUAGGCAUUUAAUAUGCAUCACAUAGAGAUGAUAUUACCAACUGGUAAUGAAAAAAGUAAAGAAAUUUUCACACUCUGUACUGACCUUCAGGAGCAGACAAGUUCCUGCUGGGUUACAGCCCUUCUUUACUGCGCAGAGCCUUGAAACAACCAUGUUCAUUUUCCAGUAGACAGGACGGUUUAGUGGCCUCACAGUAAGGCUCAUUCUUACAUGACACAAUGGAGAAAUAUAAAUCUUUUUUGCAAGUCCCUUCAUGUUCUUCAGACUUCAGCAAAAUGGAUAGAGGCUGCCCGCCUCCCCAGGAAUGGAGAAGGAAGCAGACUCUUCUCGCACAAAGUAGAAGCUGGUAUCUUGCCACUCUCUGCCACACAUGCCUCUGCAGGUACAUCUGUGUAAGGAAGCUCUGGAAUCCAGGUUCCACGUGUACUGAAAAGCUGAAUGAUUGAAGCGUGGGCAAAAGACCAUUUUCUCCUUUGUGAUCUCUUUGGAGAAUGUGUGACAUCUGCAUCUCAAGCAGACCAGGGUGCCUGAAACUGAGAAGAUUGAAGGUCUGUUUUAUUAAAAUCAAAUUCUGUGUCUAGCUGCCUAGGUGAAUUAGGCACUCAUACCACCUUCUUGCACAGGAUGCAAGCAAGUAGCAGUCCCUGAAAAUACCAGUCUCUGUAACAAGUUUCUUGGAAACUGACAGAAAGUUAAAGUGGCCCAUGUGGAAUCGCCCAACUGCAUGUUGGCAUCAAAAGAGCUUGGCCAGCACGUUGAGGGAGGUGAUCCUCCCCCUCUGCUCUGCACUGGUGAGGCCACAUUUACACUGCUGUGCCCAGUUCUGGGCACCUCAAUUAAGUUAAGUUAAAAGACAGGGACCUCCUAGAAGGAGUCCAGCAGAGGACGACCACAAGGAUGAGUGGGGGCCUCCCAUGUGAGGAAAGGCUGAGUAACCGCGCUCCGUUCAGCCUGGGGAAAAGGACACUGAGAGGGGAUCUGGUAAAUAUUUAUAGCUAUCUAAAGGAAGGUGGGAGGCAAAUGGGUGAGGCCAGGCUCUUCUCGAUGGUGUGUAGCAAGAGCACAAGGAGUAACGGCCUAAACCUUGUACAUAGGAAGAUUUGUACUAACAUGCACAAGAACUUGUUUAUGGUAAGGGUGAUGGAGCACUGGAACAGGUUGCCCAGAGAGGUUGUGGGGUCUCCUUCUCUGGAGACAUUAUUCAAAACCUGCCUGCAUGAGUUCCUGUGUGACCUAACCUAGGAGUUCCUGCUCAGGCAGGGGAUUGGACUCGGGGAGCUUCCCAGGUUCCCUCUAAUCCCUGUCGUUUGGUGAUUCUGUGAUUCUGCCGUUCGUAUGGAGAAGAGACAGCAGCUA
This is a messenger RNA of Tympanuchus pallidicinctus (lesser prairie-chicken), 3718 nucleotides long. RefSeq names its product EGF like domain multiple 6 (gene EGFL6). The transcript is spliced from 12 exons. The record is from RefSeq and is a predicted model, not a curated record. NCBI's taxonomy places the organism in Eukaryota, Metazoa, Chordata, Aves, Galliformes, Phasianidae. Gene Ontology annotation, cellular component: membrane. Gene Ontology annotation, molecular function: calcium ion binding. Bases 107 to 1738 code for a protein of 543 amino acids.